This is a messenger RNA of Haliotis rufescens (red abalone), 2439 nucleotides long. RefSeq lists its product as uncharacterized. The transcript has 3 exons. Bases 7 to 1233 code for a protein of 408 amino acids. The record is from RefSeq and is a predicted model, not a curated record. Lineage: Eukaryota; Metazoa; Mollusca; Gastropoda; Lepetellida; Haliotidae.
AUCAGCAUGAAAGAGGGUUCCACGAGCGUUACGUUACAACGUAAACUCCUCUUGCUGAGCCCUGUUGGAGCUAUCACCUUAGUGAUAGUGUACAUGAGUUACCAACCAAGGACAGUUUAUCUGCCAGGAAUACAGACACACUCAGAACAUGAUACUUGUCCCAGUGUAUUAAAACAUAUGCUGAGUGGUUCAUGGGCCACACGACGUCUGGUCAAGAACGAGGAAGAUGAGAUUGAGGCAUUUUUACUGCAAGGUCUCUACGCUGUAAAUGGAAGCGAUUAUUUCGAAUUGCCAGAUAAACGAUGCGGGAACCUAGGGUACUACCCAGUGAUGUCUCAAGACGAAAUGGCAAGCUGGACCCGGGUUAUGUGUGACCCUAGAGGAAGUAGCCCGUGUUGCUAUGAAAACAAGUGUCAGAUGAAAACAAUUAAGGAAUGCAUGUGCAGCAACUGCUAUGACCUUCGACCUCAGAUACAUGCCGAAUAUUCAAAAUGGAGUCCCGACGAUGCCAGAUGUCAAGUGAAAACAUUUUCACCCAACGCUGCCUGCGAGCUCCUCCGGGAAGGCACCUAUCACUUCUAUGGGGACUCCAUUGUCAGAAUGGUGUUUCUCGCCCUCAUCAUCAUACUCAAGGGAGACAAUCAAUAUGGCGGACUUCGACCCGAUGCACCUAUAGAUAUUAAAAAAACAUGUUCUGGGAUGUACGUGUUUCCAACGCGGAACUGUCGAGCGUUUUUGGACUAUUCCCCGACACUCUGUAACGGGACAGUAACAGUGGUGUUCCGACAUUAUCCAAGGAGUCAGGACGUUCCAAAGAUGAGGCGAGAUGUCAAGGAAAUUCUAGAACAACCAAAAUCUAUCAUCUUCUUCGGAGCUGGCGCAUGGCAGCAUUUUGAUAGGUUGGACAUGAAGAUAUAUGCCUUGGCUGUAAUCAGCUUACUUCAGGGCAACAGUCGAUUGUGGCCACAAUUGAUAUGGUCAGGCUUUCAUUCUUUCGGACUCUGGCAUAGACAUAUUGUACCAACAUCUGAUAAUGCUCACGUUGAACCCUUCAACAGAUAUAUGGAGGACCUGGUGGGAGCAUUCAAUGUACCCGUGUUUGAUACCUUCAACAUGACUAAAGGAGUGAGGAGCGUGGAUGGCACGCACUAUGGCCCUGGGGUCAACUUUGUUAAAGCUCAGAUAUACUUGAAUUAUAUAUUAGAGUUAAAACGACAAGGAAAGUGGAAAUGACAUGUGACAUAAGUAGUUUCAGCUUAGCGUCCCGUGGCAAAGGGACACUCAGUGUAUUCCAUACUCGCUGGAAAAGCAUAAAGUUUAGACUGGAUGCCUUUAUCUGCUUGAUUGUGUGGUGCUCUACCACUAAUCUGGUUUGUCAGAUUUUAUUAUUUAAAUCUGACGUGAUGUCAUUUGCUAAGUGUAGAAGGAUAAACAAUCAGUCGGUCACGUGGAAUUAUGUUGUGACGGUAUGACACCACUGACCCUUUAGGGUGGUCAGGUUGGUGAAAGCAUUGGCUCACCACAUCGAAAACCCGGGUUCGAUUCCCAACUUGGUACAAUGUGUAAAGCCCCCGUCAUGAUAUUGCUGUAAUAUUGCUAAAAGCUGAGUAAAACCAUACUCUGUUACUCACUCAUUAACCCUUUAUAGUUCAUGACAUAUUUGUGUUAAAUGUGUAGUACGUUUGGUCUGUGUACUUGCCUACCUAUCAGUCCUUUGUUUCGCAACCUUACGACACCAUAUUUAUAGUCACUGGCAGUGUCCACAUUCGUUGUAAUUUGUGUACACUUGAAGUCAUCACAUAGGCACACUGCAACAGUUCCAAGUUAAUCAGGUGAAGGUGGGAAACCAAUGUCAGGUGUCCAACGCCAUGUCGUUCCUUGAUUAUAUCAUGCAAUUCAAAAUACCAAGAUGUUUCAAUGUUUACAAAUUGGACGGAAAUUCUGCUUAAUAUGUUCAGUGGACCCACGCUGUCUCCUCCCAAAUCCUCCUUCCGACAGGGCCCUAAAUCCACUUUUCUCUCUUGGAAUGACAGUUCAUACUCAAACUGGUCACUUGAUCUUACAUAUUUGUAUGGACUUUGUUCAAGAAACGUACGGCACGUUAUGAGUGAGUGGGUUGGGUUUAAAGCCGCUUUUAAUAUUAUUCCAGUUAUAUCAUGUAGUUUCAUACUUUUGGUGAUAACAUGUCAUUUGCAAUUUCAUAUAUUUAGUGAGUGAGUGAGUUUUUUUAACAGUAUUCCAGUUAUAUCACGGCGUGUCAGCUUAAUGUGGGAGGAAAACCAGAAGUUUACAACUUUGGUGAAAUCCAAGAGCACGGGUAUGGUGCUGACGAUCCUAGGAACAUAUUCUGGACGCACAGGGAUUCGAACCCAAAAUCAUAGGUUUCUGGAGUGCCAAAGGGACGCAACACUGCACAGUGAAUCGUAGAGCCUGAGACGA